Messenger RNA from Fundulus heteroclitus (mummichog), 3231 nucleotides. RefSeq lists its product as uncharacterized. Lineage: Eukaryota; Metazoa; Chordata; Actinopteri; Cyprinodontiformes; Fundulidae. Gene Ontology annotation, biological process: DNA integration; DNA recombination. The transcript is spliced from 8 exons. The coding region runs from base 1011 to 3143 and encodes 710 amino acids. The record is from RefSeq and is a predicted model, not a curated record. Gene Ontology annotation, molecular function: DNA binding.
GACCCAGAUGGCAAUGGUCUUCACAGAACUCAGUUCCUAUAAACCUGCGGAAGGGGUUUUUUGGUGUAAGGCCCCAGGAUCCCUCCAGACCCUUGUAUCUUCCUGGGCUACCCCUGUUACAUCCCUAUCCACCCCAUGCUGGGGCCAAAUCCUAUUCAAAGGGAUACCUGGAUGGCAAGUCAAAGUACUCUGCCAUUUAGGACAAUUCCGGGAUGAUCCCAGAUGGCAGCUUACGUAACUGCCAUUCGGGAUGAUUCACAGAUGAUCUCAAUUGACAGGUCGUUAAGGAUUUGCUAUUUAGGAUCAUUCACUGAUGGUCUCAAGUGGCAGGGACUAUCUCAAAAGGAAAAACCUGUUAGCUCAGUCUGCCAUCUCAGAGCAUUUGUCAAUGCUCUGAGAUGGCAACCCCCUGCUUUUGAUCGAAGGAAACCCCGUAGCAUGCACCCCAUGCUUGUGAGGGUGAGAAACCCCAAUUAAGCACGUGCUUUUGAUCGAAGGUAACCCCGUAUUAGCAUCAUUCACUGAUGGUCCCACGUGGCAGGGACUAUUGGAAAAACCUGGUAGCUCAGUCUGCCAUCUCAGAGCAUUGACAAAUACUCCCAAGUGGCAACCCCCUGCUUUUGAUCGAAGGAAACCCCGUAGCAUGCACCCCAUGCUUGUGAGGGUGGUAAACCCCAAUUAAGCACCUGCUUUUGAUUGAAGGAAACCCCGUAGCGUGCACCCCAUGCUUUUGAGGGUGGGAAACCCCAAUUAAGCACCUGGGUGCUUAAGUGGCGCAACACCGGAGCAUUCAGCACAUGGUCUUCAACACUGAGACACGGUAAGUUGUUUUCUGCUUCUAAAUGGGAGGGAGUGUGUUUUAAUGGCUUAAUAGAGUUAAAAUGUGUUUAUUUGUGAAGACAUUUAAGGGCAAUUUUGCCUGCCUGAUUCUAAAUAGCAUUUAGUGGCUGCCAUUGCAGUCCACUCAAAGUAUUUAAAACUGUCAUUUCUCUUUUCAGCUUGAAUAUAAAAUGACGCCGCCAAAAUCCCCGGGAAUUUGCCCAAUAUGCCAAAUCCCGUACAACUACUUAGGCAAACAUCUGGCGAGCCGGCACUCCAUCCUGAAUAAAAAAGAAAAAAGAAUUUUGAUUAACUAUGGGACAGGGAGGGUAAAUUUCCGCCACUUGCCCUGUCCCAUUGUGGCAUGUGGCUAUUCAAAGAGCAGGGUAGAUAGGCACCUGGACACAGGCCAUCCCGAGGUGGACGAUGGAGAACUCCAGAAAAUUAUUAAAAAAAUUAAAAAACAGGUGACCAUGGAUGCCUUAAGGGCCCUCAGGGCUACUGACCCCACCCCUCCUCUGGUCUCAGGCCUGGACCUCGGACAGGAGGAAAAUCAGCCAGGAACUGAGGUGUCCAAGCCGGAUCCUCCAACCUGCCCCAGCUGCUCUAAAAUGGCAGAAGAAAACAGGAGGCUUUGGAAGCAGCUUCGGACAAAGGAGAAGUGGCUAAAAAAGGCAAAAGCUAAACUCCACGCAUUUGAAACGCAGGCCCUCCAAAAGACGAGCGGUGGGGGGCCUGUCGAGGCAGACCAGGGGUCAUCCGAACAAGUGGACCCCCCAGAAGAUGAGGAUGAAGACUCAUCCUCUGAGGAGCCAAAGAAGGCUGCAAAAUCGCGAUUCCCAUUGAGGGGAUUCAAAGAUUUUCCUCAACCCAUCCUGGAGUUCAUGGAGGAGUACUGGUUACACUUGAGGGGGUCCAUCGGGACCAAAAAACACGUGGAAAACCAGAAGUCCAAAUUGGGACGGGUAAUGUCCUUCCUUAGAUUUGUGAACAAGGGAAGGACAAUACUCCCCAAUUGGACUUUUCUGCAGGACCUUGAUCGAGUUCAUCAGUGGCCGGCGAAGCUCCUCAGAGAGGGGAAGGCAGAAAACACCACUAGGAAUUACCUCCUGAAUGUGAUGGAGUUCGCGGGCUACUUUCGGGACACGCCACCAAGCACCUCGCGUGUCCCGAAAAAGGCAGUGAUUGGCCUCCUAAGAGCAGUGUCCGCUGAUAUUAAAGAGCUUAAGAAAUGGGUCAACGUCCGCCAGAUAAUGGUCAAAAAGCGCAAGAUCAGAAGGGUGAUUGCCAAGGAGGACCUCAGGAGGUGUCAGAGGCAGGCGUGCAGGAAAAUCCCCCAACUGCUCGACACCAUCCAGACUGACCCCAGCUCACUCAACAUACGCCGGUUCUAUGGCUACUUUGGCGUAUACCUCGCCAGUAUAUAUGGCCAUAGAACCGGCGUGUUGACCAAUAUGACCCUGGCCGAAGUGGACGAGGCGCGGGUUGACGCCAGGACCGCAGACCAGGGCUUUGUCAUUAACGUGAAAGAGCACAAGACAAAUCGGGCUUUUGGGCCAGCCCAAGUGUACCUCACAGUGGAGGAGUUUGGAUGGCUGGAGCAGUGGCUCCAAAUAAGGGAAACCCUUCAGCCAUCCACUGACCUGGUAUUUUUCAACGAGAACUACCAGAAGAUCAAGAACCUACAACAACACCUCCAGAGCGCAUGGGCAGAAAUGGGGUUAUCAGGUUCCCCCACAUUUACAGAUUUUAGGACCUCGAUAGCAACAUAUGCUAGAGAUGCAUUGUCCCCGGGAACCCGGACAAAGGUCAGCAAAACGAUGUGCCAUGACACCGCCACAGCGGAGAAAUUCUACGCAAUGCACCAGACAGCUACACAGCUGUCUGAGCUGCGUAAGAGGUUCCAGGAGGCUACGGACCCGGCAGUCUCAGGUCCCGGGAAAGUGGCGGAGCCUGUCAUCCUGGAGUCUUCCAGUGAUGAGGGAGAAGGCGAGGGUCCUGUGAAGAAGAAGAGGAGAGUAGCACCCAGGGUUGGUUCCACAAGCCAGGAGUCCCCAGAGGCCCAGGCAGAGUCCACGGAGGCCCAGGCAGAGUCCACGGAGGCCCAGGCAGAGUCCCAGGCAGAGUCCCAGGCAGAGUCCCAGGCAGAGUCCCAGGAUGAGUCCCAGGAUGAGUCCCAGGACACACAGAGGAAAAGGGGCCGACAAAGUUUGUCAUUCACACCAAAAAGAAGCCCCUUAAUGCUAUACAGGUUGCGGGAGCGACAGCGGCGGAGCACACCGCGUGUGUUUCGCCUGAGGGCCAGACAAAGAAAGUUCCAAUAGUUAUUUAUUUAUUGUUCUUUGUAAUAUAGUUAUUUAAUUCUUGAUAAUGGUGUUAUAUUUUUUGUAAAUAAAUGUAAAUAUUGUUUAA